Batrachochytrium dendrobatidis JAM81 is the source of this 507-nucleotide messenger RNA. RefSeq lists its product as uncharacterized. The transcript has 5 exons. Gene Ontology annotation, biological process: mitochondrial respiratory chain complex I assembly. Gene Ontology annotation, cellular component: membrane; mitochondrion. The coding region runs from base 1 to 507 and encodes 168 amino acids. The record is from RefSeq and is a predicted model, not a curated record. NCBI's taxonomy places the organism in Eukaryota, Fungi, Chytridiomycota, Chytridiomycetes, Rhizophydiales.
AUGUUACGACGAUUGUUCAACAAAAUCAAGGUUAUCAACCAGCCAUGGAAGGCAACAAGAUACGUUGGGAGUGACUUGGAAGGAAAUAUGUAUUUUGAAGGGCCUCCUGUUCGUGAAGGCAUUUCUCUUCCAAGAAGAUCUAUCGAGUAUGCUGAUGGUCGUAGUAAUAUAUCUCAAUACGAACCAAAUGCUAUUCCAAUACAAUGGCAGGCUUGGCUAAGACAUACUCGUGAAACUGCUCCGACUGUUCAAGAAUUGCAAGAUGAAAUUGCUCGUCGCUUAUAUAUUCAAAAGAGAGCAUUGGAAAUUCAAGAGCAAGAGAACGCUCUGUUGGAAAAUGAGCGCAUCCAGCAAGAUCGACUGCCAUUAACAAAUUUGGAAUCCAAGGAUGCUACCACAAGCAACAUGAAUCAUACUAAAAGCCAUACUGAUGCACAGCAACGCAAUCCAUCGGAUGAUUUUGUACCUGAAAGUUGGCAGCCCAAUACAAAGUCAAUUUCCAGAUGA